AUGGAGAGUGAUUGGGGCUGGCCAGCAAUUGGAAUUGAUUUGGGGGAUAGAUUCUCACGUGUGGCAAUUUGGCAGCAUGGUAAGGUUGAGAUUAUUGUCAACGAUCAGGGCAACCGGAAAACAUUAUCUUAUGUUGCUUUUACUGAUAAUGAGCACCUUAUUGGUGAUGCUGCCAAGAACCAAAGUAGUCAAAACCCUGCAAUCACUAUAUUUGAUGUGUACAAGCUUAUAGGAAGGACAUUUAGUGAUGUUACAGCUCAAUAUGACAUCAAGAGUUGGCCAUUUAAGGUUGUUGCUGGUGCAAAUGAUAAGCCUAAAAUUGUGGUUUCGUACCAGGGUAAGGAGAAACAGUUUGCUGCUGAAGAGAUAUGUUCUAUGGUGCUAAUGAAAAUGAAGGAGACUGCCGAGGCCUAUCUUGGUGUGGAAGUAAAGUAUGCAGUUGUUACUGUACCAGCUUACUUUAAUGAUUCCCAGCGGCAGGCAACAAAAGAUGCUGGAAUUAUGGCCGGGCUCAAAUCUGUUCAUAUUAUUAAGGAGCCAACAGCAGUCGUCAUAGCUUAUGGUUUGCACGAGCAACUUGCUUCUAGCUGCUUAGGUAAUAAUGUAUUGGUUUUCAACCAGGGUGGUAGGACCCUUGAUGUCUCUUUGCUAACUAUUAAUGAGGAUAUAGUUGAGUUUAAAGCAGUUUGUUGGGAUCCUGAACUUGGUGGAGAUGCUUUUGAUAAAAAAAUGGCGAACUACUUUAUCCAACUGUUUGAACCGUGGGCUUGUCAUAUCAGUGAAAACCCUGAACAUCUUGGAAGGUUGGUAGCUUCUUGUGAGAGGGCAAAGAGGAGUAUCUCUACAUGUUCAGAGACUGUCAUCAACCUGUAUUCUCAUAGUGUGGGUAAAUAUUUUUCUACAAAUAUCACUCGUGCAAACUUUGAAAGGCUUAGUAAUUAUCUAAUCAAAGAUUGUAUGCGCCUUGUUGAGAAGUGUUUGAGGAGCGCCAAGUUGGAAAGGGAAGACAUUCAUUAUGUUAUCUUAGUUGGUGGCUCGACUAGGAUCCCUAAAGUGCAGCAGAUGUUGCAAGAGUUUUUCCUUUGGGAGAAGCUCUUAAAUAGCUUCAACAGUGAGGAGGUUGUUGCUUAUGGGGCUGCCAUCCAUGCUGCAAUGUUAAGUCAUGUUGAUGUUUCUCCUAUUUUUUAUAGUGCUGAGCUUCAUCUUGGUAAGAUACAUAUAUGCUCCUCUAUUAUAUUUUUAUUAAAAAAAAAAAAAAAAAUCCACCCUCCUUUGAGAAGAGGGAGAUGCAUCAUCGGCAUCAUUAUUCAUGACUUGGGCUACUUGGGUGCACUUUUCACCCCUUUGUUGGCUGUUAGCGGUGUUAGCGACUGUACACUGGUGCAGCUGCUAAAGACAGUUCUUUGGUACUCCGUAAAAGGACGAGAAGUGCAGUACAAUCCAGGGGAAUCUUCUACGUCUUUAAUCUUAAACGACAUUGAUUCACUGCUGGAGGACCUGUACAAAGUAUCCAAGAAAAAAUCCAUAUCUAUCUCCUCUUCGAAAGUUCAAUUCUUGAAGCUUUUGGAGGAGAUUCGGCGCAAUCCAAAUGACCUUCACUUCACUGGGGAAUUGUCUCAAUUACUCCAGGACUUUCAUCCCUCCUUGCCUAUGCAUUCGCUGACUGUCAUUAAGUCUCUUGAAGAGGAUAUUUUGGCUUCACAACAUCGAUUUAUGGAAUGGACUAAAAAGGAGGUUGCUGCUCCUCUGAAACUUCGAGAAGCUGGUACAAUUCAAUCCCGCCUUGUUAAUAUUAAGAAUCAAAUAUUACAGAAGACAUCUUCUCGAGAUCAGCUCAGGUCAAGAAUAGCUGAAACAGAUAAGGAAAUAGCCAAGUUAAUGAACUGCAAAUCUCAAUUGGAAAAAGAUCACUGCUUGGCGGAUCAAGACCUUGGUAGGCUGACUCGCUCCAUAUGCCCUCAAGUCGAUGUUGCCAGGCAGAAGUCUGCUCAGUUGGCUCACCUUCGAGAGGCCAGCAACUUCAAGGCUAAGGCUUGGUUUUCAUUAGAGGCUGCACUUGAUAGCUUUGCCAAUUACUUGAAGAAUUUGUAA
Chenopodium quinoa (quinoa) is the source of this 2091-nucleotide messenger RNA. Its product is annotated as heat shock 70 kDa protein 18-like. Gene Ontology annotation, biological process: cellular response to unfolded protein; protein refolding. The transcript has 4 exons. Gene Ontology annotation, cellular component: cytoplasm. The coding region runs from base 1 to 2091 and encodes 696 amino acids. Gene Ontology annotation, molecular function: misfolded protein binding; heat shock protein binding; ATP binding. The record is from RefSeq and is a predicted model, not a curated record. NCBI's taxonomy places the organism in Eukaryota, Viridiplantae, Streptophyta, Magnoliopsida, Caryophyllales, Amaranthaceae.